Molecule: messenger RNA, 1959 nt
Organism: Ophidiomyces ophidiicola
Lineage: Eukaryota; Fungi; Ascomycota; Eurotiomycetes; Onygenales; Onygenaceae
Exons: 3
Coding region: 1-1959 (652 amino acids)
Molecular function (GO): protein binding
Source: RefSeq, a predicted model, not a curated record
AUGGCCUCAUGGCUAUGGAAUCUGCUAACCACGCGACUACUUCUACUAUCGUUAGCGAUAAACACGACGUUUGGUCAAGACUAUAAUAGCAGGGAAAUAUGGAACAGCAAAUACUCUAAAAAGAGGGAUGGGAGCACACUUUUGAAACGACAGCCCAGCACCACAGAGAUAUGCAGGAGAUGGGCGUUACAAACUGCAGUCGUCAAUGGAACGUUAUAUAUUUAUGGUGGACGGAUAUUUAAGGAAUUCAGCCAAUCGUUUUAUACAUGGAGCAAUGAUUUUCUUUCCCUUGAUCUUAAGCGCAAUUGGGAUGUUUCUUCGCCCGGCAUAAGCAAACUGACAACGCCAUCAGGCACGCCAGCCGUCGCCAAUGGGUACUUAUGGAACUCAUAUACAUCACUGUUUCUAUAUGGUGGAAGAUUCUCAGAUAAUUCUACCAGGGUUCCGGAUGAAUUCAGUUUAUGGGAGUUUGACCUGGUUUCUAGACGCUGGAAAGAGCAUCGAGAUCCAAAAACGUCCAAAGGCAAUAAAUCAGAUAAAAAUGAUAAAAUGAUAGAAAGAGUGGCUAACGGGUCAGGUGUUUCUCUUCCGGAUCUGGGAAGAGGCUGGUAUUUCGGAGGGUAUAUUGAUGGCUACACAACGAAAACGCUCCCUAUUGGGGCACCAAGAGUCUAUCUCAAGUCAAUGAUCGAAUACACGUUUCCCGGGUCUGCUAAUGGCCAAGUGGACAUGAAAGGUAAUGCGGUUGCAGGAUCUAGUGGAGUUUGGCGAAAUAUCACUGGAGGGGGUCUCCAAGACUCUGCAAGAUUCAACGAGCGCGCAAAUGGAAUCCUUGUAUACGUUCCUGGAUUUGGUAAAGAGGGAAUCCUCCUAGGGUUUGCGGGGGGUACUAAUACAAGUUCUAUCGCAUUGAAUGUAAUUGACAUAUAUGAUAUUGCAACAUCCACGUGGCAUACUCAAGCCACAAGCGGGAAUACGCCUGGUAUCCGUUUGAACGCCUGUGCUGUAGCGGCCUCUGCCGCUGAUGGCAGUAGUACCCAAGUCUAUCUUUAUGGCGGACAAAGCAUUGGACAACAGCAAAAAGAAUAUGAUGAUAUGUGGAUUUUGACGAUUCCCAGUUUCACCUGGUUAGAAGUGAAUAUGACUGGCCAGUCUAUCCCUUCACCACGUGCCGGGCAUACCUGCAGUAUUUGGAAUUCUCAAAUCAUUGUGACAGGAGGGCAGGGUAGCGACAGUUCAAGCUGUGACACCAAGAAUUGGGUGCAUGUGUUUGAUGCGUCGGAGCUGAAAUGGAGAUAUGAUUAUGUUGCUUUGGACGGUGGAAAUGAUCUGAAUAAACAGAAUUUUCAAAAAAACAAAAAGGGUAGUUUGGGAGGAAGCUAUGGGUAUAAAGUCCCAAACGUAGUGCAAUCUAUUAUCGGUGGGGAUAGCAACGGCAAAGCAACCGUCACAGCACCUGUUAUCCGACCCAAGGGGGGUCCGAUGGCGACUGGCCGACCAACGAUUUAUACCCCAGAAGGCACCGUUCAGGACAACGGCCCCAAUAUGCUUAACAUUGCUGCAAUUGUUGUGGGCGUAAUCGCCGGCUGCUUGGCGAUCCUAACUGCUUACCUGGGAUUUUGCAUUUACGUAUAUCGCAAGCAAAUUGCGCUGUAUAAAAAACACGUCGCUGCCACCCAGCGAGAGUCAAAUGGGGCUCGAUACGGCGAUAAACUGUCAUAUCUUGGUUCAAGAGACAAUCUGGGUACCGCCGACUUCUCAAGGGGCGGGUCCAGCGGCGGGUUGACGGUGGACUAUAUGUAUCGCUCGACAUACACGCCCACUGCGAGCGAGUAUUCGCAAGGGGCAAGGCGUGGAUCUGCGCAUAGUAGUACGGAUGAUUUGAUCUCAGGGCAGGAGCCGACGUUCCUGGGGGUUAUGCUUAACCCAAGAAGAAACCUAAGGGUUAUGAACUUAUAA